Seminavis robusta is the source of this 1050-nucleotide messenger RNA. The record is from the annotation of a GenBank genome assembly. NCBI's taxonomy places the organism in Eukaryota, Bacillariophyta, Bacillariophyceae, Naviculales, Naviculaceae.
AUGGCACCACAAGAUCUUCAAGGCGACAGCGGCAGCUUUUCUCACCACAGAGUGUGGUUUGUAGCUAUUCAUUCUCUGGUCAGCAUGAGCUCCAUCUACAGCACCACUCUGCACCGCAUGGCCCAUAGGGUUGCUGCGUCUAGUAGAAGUAGAUUACUGUUGCCUGGAUUGGCGUCUUCCUCGUCCGAAUGGCCACAACAACGCCGAUGGCUGGCCACUCCCAAAAAGAAAAAGGGCAAAGGGAAGCGUUCGAUUAAUGGAAGUCACGGAUCUCGUGGUCACGGAUGGUACAUCAAGUAUCGGGAAGGUCGUGGAGGUCGGUCGUUGCAGGGCGAAUACUGGGAUCGCAAUCAACAUCACUGGGAUUUGCAACACUGGAACGAUGCCGUCUUGUCGCUAGGAAGUCAAUUUGUCUAUCUGGAUAUUGCCGUGGAACCGCCGACCACGGGAGGAGAUGUCGUUGCUGCUUCUCCAUCUGUGGCGGAAGACAGUGAAGAUAUUUCUGUGGCUGUGCCAAAGGAAGAAGAGUCCGAAGAAAAUGAUGCUACAGGUCUGAUCCAAGAAGCUGCCUACAAGAAUACCAUCUUGUAUCGAAUUGAACGAGAAGUGGGUAUUUGUGGAGGCGACGUCUUGACCAAUACGGGCGGGACCGGACAAUGCUGGCAAUCCUUUCCGUACGACAACGCCGUACCCAAUACGCGGAUUCGACCCAGUCCUUUGCGUCGCGAUUUGCCACCUCCGGCGGACGAACCCUUGGCGAUGUGGCACACGGCCGGAACUGUGGCCAUGCUGUGUGCCAAGGUCAACGAAAUUGACUCGAGAUUCAUUCUUUGCGCUCAUGACAGCCCUCAUUUGGAUGGCAUUCAUCGAGCCUUUGGAAAGCUCACACCCGAAUCCUUGGCCGUCAUUCAGGAAUGGCAAACGUCUGUCUUGACGUCCUACGGAAAACCCAAGAGUGCUACCUUGCGGAUUGUCGAUUGUGGGGUAUUGGAAGAUUACAAGCAGGAGGACAGUGCUGGAGGUAGUCAGGAAGAAGUGGCCGCUGCAUAG